Mercenaria mercenaria is the source of this 3514-nucleotide messenger RNA. RefSeq lists its product as uncharacterized. The coding region runs from base 738 to 2600 and encodes 620 amino acids. The record is from RefSeq and is a predicted model, not a curated record. The transcript has 5 exons. Lineage: Eukaryota; Metazoa; Mollusca; Bivalvia; Venerida; Veneridae.
GUUCCGAGUAAUAUGACGUCAAAUGUUAGAAAUGACGUAACAAAAUGGCGGCGCCCGUAUUUUCACAUGACAAUUUGUAAACAGAAGAAACUUUCAAGAAAUGGAUACGUUCGAGGUAAUAUUUUGUAGAAUUAUUUGUAAUGAUGACAGAGAAAGUAUUUUCAAAUUGAUUUUCCCACAUAACUUUUCAAAAUAUCAAGAGAUCUACGUCUAUAAUCAUACAAUAUUCAAGCAAAGUCGAAGGUCAGGACCGGUCAAAAUGCUUAGAUUGUAUAAAUAAUGUUGUUAGAUUGCUCAUUAACUUAUGUCAUUCUGGAAUAUAAGAUAAGUGUUAAACACAUCUCUACAAGGCAGAUAUGAAUACUGAUUUUUGUUUGCAAAUGCACAUGCAUAGAUCUGCUGUAUUACGAAGAUUCUAUGCAUAGGAACAUAUUUAGAUUGAAAGCAAUGCGGAAGCAAACAUGAAUAUGUUGCCAAUUAGAUGCUUUAGCAAAUAUUCAAUAAAAAAAAUCAUCCCGUUUAUAUAUGUUGCAACGACCUUGGAUGGUACGGAUUUCGAAAAAUUAAAUCAACCUAAUUUUUCAUCGAUCAAAUACUUAUCGUCGCAGUGGUCGAGUGGUUAGCGUGUUUGACUACAAAGACGAAAUUUUCGAGUUCGAAACCUCAUCUUGUCAACUUUUUUUUUCCAACUUAUUUUUUUCUUUCCUGUUUAGUAUUUUUUCAUUAAAUAUAUUUCAAUGGCAUGCCUCAAUUACGAAAUGUUUUAUUUUUCAUUUGCACAGGAGCUAAAUGAUCUUCUGUCAUGCUUUGGAUUGACAGACCAAACUAACAUUGGCCGUUCUGCAGCAACUUAUGAUACUGAUACUGAUAUUGAUGAGGUGCAAGAUGUUAGCAUUGAAUCCCGUCUUCAAAGAUAUUACACUGCUACCCCCCUUGCAGAGGAAUACGGUAAUGAAUCAGAAAAUCAAGUUAAUGAAGACACUAAUGUAAAUAGUGAAGAUCCACAGUGUGAUAUUAACAAUGUGAAAACCAUUUAUGACAGUGGAUGCAAAUGUACAAAAAACUGCUUCAGUAACUUUACUUUUUCCCAGAUUGAAUCGAACAUUCUUAAUGUAAGGGAAAUGACAAAAAGUGAAAAGGAAAUGCUAAUUAUGGGCACUCUAAAGAGGAUAAUCUCUGAUGCUAGAUGUAAGGGAAAUCGUAAACGUUCACGAUAUGAAUAUGUGUUUGAGGGUGUAACAGUGUGCCAUGAAACAUUUCUAGUGGUGUUUGAUAUUAAAGACAGACAACUGAGAAACAUUAAACAUCACAUGGAAGAACAUGGUGCUCAGCCUCGUGUUCACGGCCACAGCGGUAGACGUGCCCCCAACGCAUUUCCUCCUGAAGUAAUUAAGGACGCAGUGCAAUAUAUACUGAGCUACGCAAACGAAGAGGGACUCCCUCAGCCUGCGGCACCAAGAGGGCGAGAGGACGAGGCCCCAAUUUACUUACCAUCCUCGGACACAAAGCAGUCCAUACACAGUGAGUAUGUAAAACGUUGUAUGGAAGCUGAAAAGAGGUAUGUUGGUUUAACAACAUUUAAAGACAUAUGGAAAAAUUGUUUGCCACAUAUAAAAAUAGCCUCUCCAAAGGAAGAUGUGUGCAAAGUAUGCGAGGACUGUAAGCAGGAUAUCAAGCUUGCCAUGAGCGAAAAUGACAAAAUACUUGCAACACAGAAGUACCACAAUCAUGUACUCCAAGCCAGGAAAGAAAGGGAACUAUACGUAGAAUGCGUGGAAAGGUCAACAGCAAUGUUUGUUAACCGGGCACAACAAGACCAGGCUGCGGGAGAUGUAUUUUCGACAGACGACGUACAUUACACGUUCGACUUUAGUCAGUAUGUCAAGUUGCCUCACCAUGCGCAAGAAAAGGGACCCACAUUCUUCAUUCAACCAAGAAGAGUGCAGAUAUUUGGUUUCCGGGCCGAUGGCUAUAAGCAGUACAACUAUCUCAUCGACGAGGACCAAACCAUUGGAAAAGAUGGCCAGAAUGUACACGGACCGGAUUCUGUUAUAUCAAUGAUUGAUCACGCCUUCCACACGUUCGGUACUGGAGAGACGGAAUGUGGUAUUCAUGCUGAUAAUUGUUUCGGUCAGAACAAGAACAGAUACGUGCUGGCGUACUUAUCAUGGCGCACGAUGACUGGGCGGCACAGAACAAUCAGAUAUAUGAUGCAGUUACCAGGACACACAAGGUGCCUGAUCGACGCCGGGUUUGGUACUAUUAAGAAGUUGUAUCGGCGUUCGAACUGUGACACACUCCAGCACGUGGUAGAUGUUGUACACAAGUCGGCACACAGUAAUGUACCGGUUACAUACGACGAGAAUGGGUGGGAGUGGAGAGACUGGAAGAUGUUCCUCGGUGAUAGGUUCAAAAAAGUGCCAAACAUUUCCAAAUAUUAUCACUUCCGCUUCACAUCAAGCGAACCCGGGGUAGUGUACAUGAAGGUAGCCGCAGACGACACCGAGGAAAUCCGAUUUGUCAUUUGCAAGACGAACUAUUUCAAUUAUUGUAUAGUAAAUGGGUGCUGGAUUUAUUUUUGGAUCUUGGACUCUCUAUAAAUGUUUCUUUUAUAAUAUGUAUCAUCAUUAUUGACCAAACAAAUGCGCCGAAUGCCUACGGUCGGAUCUUUGUUUAUCAGUUGGGGGUUACAGGAUAUGUUUUAUCGUAAACAUUAGAACAUUUUAUAAAACUUAAAGUCUGCUUCUAAGUAUUGUUAAACUUUAUCUAGAAUAUGAUAAAUAAAUAUGUCUGACUGAGAUAUUUUUAAAAGAGGACAUUUCCUUGUACUGUAUGUGAAGUGUAUUCCUGUUUACAACUGAUUUUUAAUCUAUUGUGAAAAUGAUUGACAGCUUCACUUAAACUACUAAGUGCUUUAACCUACAACUGAAUAUAAUGAUGCUCAUAUCUGAUUUGAGAUCACAAAAGUGUGGAGAUUUUUCGGUUCACUUUAAAGUGUUCAAAACUGUUUAUUUACCUAGGGAAUGGUUUAAAUCAUAUGACAGGCAACCUUGUAUCUGAGCUUGUUUACGUACUUUUUAUCUUCCUUUAUUCCUUUCUAAGAAAGAUAGAAUAACAGCAAAUGCUAGCAUUAUACAGUUCAUAGUUUAUCAGUACUGCCAAAGGCAAACGUUUUCCUAAGGCAUUCCGAGAUACCGUUGUAAUUUAUUUCAAUCCAUAUCAGACAAGACAUCGAGUGGGUAAAGAAAUUUGAUCUGUCAAAUUGUUCAAAGCAGAUAUUAAAGUAAUAAAUACAUAAACAGAUAUUUAAGUAAUAAAUACAUAAAUGCCAUAGAUAUUUUUGGAAGAUACUUAUAAACCUAUAAUGUAUUAAAGGUUAGUCAAAUCUGUUUGAUAUAUGCUUAAAUGAGUUUUGCCUGAUUUGUGCUCAUGAAAACAAGAUUAUAAAUUAUCCACCUUGCUGAAUAUUACAUUUGGUUCUUUUUAUGCCCCCGAAGGGAGGCAUAUAGUUUUU